CCCAUAAAUAAAAAAUCAGUGGCACAAAAUUUUGUCCCCGUUUCCCUUUCUCUUCACUUUCUCCCCUCUCUUUUCUCUUCAGUCUUUCGCGGCUUCUGCGUCUUCAAUUUGUUGACUAAAGCCUCUGUUUGGUUCGUGAGAAAAUUUGGCACAAGAAAGCUGAGUUGGUGGCUGAGUUCCCAACUCCAAUUUAAAGUCCAAGCUAUCUAAUCAGUUGGACAAAGAUGUCGGAUCACAAGGCCAAUAUUAUCGACGGCAAAGCCAUCGCUCAAACCAUCCGCAAUGAAAUCGCCUCUGAAGUCCACUAUCUCUCAAACAAACACGGCAAGGUCCCGGGGCUGGCUGUAGUGAUCGUGGGCAACAGGAAGGAUUCUCAAAGCUAUGUGAGUAUGAAGAGAAAGGCAUGUGCCGAAGUUGGGUUUAAGUCAUUUGACAUAGACCUUCCAGAGCAAGUUUCUGCAGCUGAUUUGGUCGCUAAGGUUCAUGAGUUAAAUGCAAAUCCUGAUGUACAUGGCAUAUUGGUUCAACUUCCAUUGCCGAAGCAUAUAAAUGAAGAGAGAGUUCUGACUGAAAUCAGCAUUGAGAAGGAUGUAGAUGGCUUUCAUCCACUAAACAUUGGCAAGCUUGCAAUGAAAGGCAGAGAACCCUUGUUCCAUCCUUGCACCCCCAAGGGGUGUCUUGAACUUCUGUCACGAAGUGGUAUAACUAUAAAGGGGAAAAAGGUAGUCGUGGUGGGUCGAAGUAACAUUGUUGGACUGCCAGUUUCACUGCUGCUUCUGAAAGCAGAUGCUACAGUUACCAUAGUCCAUUCACAUUCUCAAGAUCCUGAAAGAAUAAUUCGUGAAGCAGACAUCAUUAUUGCAGCAGCAGGGAAGGCAAUGAUGGUCAAAGGCAGUUGGAUCAAACCGGGUGCUGCAGUUAUUGAUGUUGGCACAAAUGCAAUCGAUGACCCGAGUAAGAAGUCAGGGUAUAGGCUAGUUGGAGAUGUUGAUUUCCAGGAAGCAUGUAAGGUAGCCGGAUGGAUAACUCCUGUUCCAGGUGGUGUGGGUCCAAUGACUGUUGCAAUGCUAUUGAAGAAUACUUUGGAAGGUGCUAAGCGUGUAAUUGAACCUUAAAUCCAUGUCUUUGCUCACUUUCAUAAUAAGAUGUCUAUGUCACAAUCCAUCAUCGAAUUUUGCUUCUUUGCUUGUAUGAAUUGUAUAUGAUGACAAUGUUUUGUAAGUGCCAAUGAAGCAAUGAGUACGGCUAAGAUGACAAAUUUAUUUUAAUUUUGUUUUAUUUGAUCUUCAAAGCAAAUGUAUUUUUACUAUUGGUUUAUUGGAAUUUAGUUUAAUUUUU
Molecule: messenger RNA, 1338 nt
Organism: Quercus robur (English oak)
Lineage: Eukaryota; Viridiplantae; Streptophyta; Magnoliopsida; Fagales; Fagaceae
Product: bifunctional protein FolD 2-like
Exons: 6
Coding region: 225-1115 (296 amino acids)
Biological process (GO): tetrahydrofolate interconversion
Cellular component (GO): cytosol
Molecular function (GO): methylenetetrahydrofolate dehydrogenase (NADP+) activity; methenyltetrahydrofolate cyclohydrolase activity
Source: RefSeq, a predicted model, not a curated record